UCCACGCCCCCGCACUCCACCUAAGCAAUGGGAUAUGUAGGAAAUAUCCGUGGAGAGAUGGGCUGAAACUCCUUUCGGUUCAUCCAAAAAGAUCUCUCAAGCGGCCUAUAGCAUUCCAAAAGCACAUAAAUAUCAUACAGUGGAAUGAGCAGGCUGAGGUGGGGAGAUGCCUUACGUGGAUCGGCAGAACCGGAUCUGUGGCUUCCUGGACAUUGAGGAGAAUGAGAACAGCGGCAAGUUCCUCCGACGCUACUUCAUCCUGGACACCAGGGAGGGUAGCCUGGUGUGGUACAUGGACAACCCACAGAACCUGCCCAAAGGAGCUGAAAAUGUUGGCUCCCUCAAACUCACCUACAUCUCCAAGGUGAGUGAUGCCACAAAGCUGCGACCAAAGGCGGAGUUCUGCUUCGUCAUCAAUGCUGGUAUGAGGAAGUUCUACCUCCAGGCCAAUGAUCAGCAGGAUCUGGUAGAGUGGGUCAACGUGCUCAACAACGCCACCAAGAUCACAGUGCCAAAGUCGGGGGAUGGCCAGCCCAGUGCAGAGAUGCCCCAGGAGGGGCUGGGUGCCAUGAAGCAGAUCUCCUAUAAGACAGAGAUCAUAGGUGGAGUACCCAUCAUCACUGCCACACAGGAGCAGGGCGACGGGGGGCAGAACGGAGCAGAGCGGGGGGGCCAGCGGAAGGCCCACAGCCAGCUGCCCUACUUCCUGGGGCGAGGGGCACAGGACCAGGCGCUCAUCAAGGCUGGAUACUGUGUCAAGCAGGGAGCCGUGAUGAAGAACUGGAAGAGGAGAUACUUCUUACUGGAGGAGAACGCGGUCAGCUACUUUAAGUCAGACCUGGAGAGGGAGCCUCUGCGUGUGAUCCCGCUGAAAGAGGUUCACAAAGUUCAGGAGUGCAAACAGAGUGACUUAAUGCAGAGGGACAAUCUAUUUGAAGUCGUCACUAGCUCAAGGACCUUCUACAUGCAGUCGGACAGUCCAGAAGAGAUGCACAGCUGGAUCAAGGCCAUCUCAGGAGCAAUUGUGGCCCAGCGGGGGCCUGGACGCUCAGCUGCCUCUGAGCACAGCGACCACUCCACCACCAGCACCCCUUCCACCUUCUACUGCAGCAGCAACCACGGGGGACCCCCCGCCCCUCGCUCGCCCGUCCAGGCAGAGCCACCCUACCCCCAGCCCCAGGGGGGCCCGGGCCCUUACCUGGGACAGCCAGGACUUCAUGGGCCUGCUGCCCUGGCGAGGCCACCCGGGGGCACCACCACCACCCCGCUCCCGUCUCUCCCUCCAGGAGACCCCCCGCCUGUCCAAGUGAGCGCCUCGUCCCUGUACCACAUCAACGCUGACCGGGAGGACCUGUCACCAUGGAAACGGCGCAGCGAAGUAGAGGGCGACCAACUUGAAAUCUCCACCCUCAGCUUCGAGGACUCAGACCUGCAUGUCAGCCAGGUGUGAGCCUCUAGUCUAACCCCUGACCUCUGACCCCUAACCCCUGCCUCACAGGACACCGCAACCUAUCACCCUUAACCCCACUCCCCCAUUCCCUCCACCACCUGUCCUUCACUCCCCAUGCACAGUACAUGCUCAUUGGAGGUGGAUGCAGGUGUAUUCACACAGACACAAAGGGGACUGGACAGUUAUCACCAACGACAAGCGGAAAGCCAAUCAAACGUGACCAAAAUGGAGCUGAACCAAUCAGAGCUGACCCGGCCCUCAGGAAGACCCUGGUUGUGAUCGGUGAUCGUCUACUCUACCCCUGUAUCCAGAGCCUCUUACCACAGCCAAUGGCGUGAUGUGUCAGGGCAAGGAGACCUCGUCAGAUGUUCGGUUUUAUUUCAGUCUCUUUCGUUGUUGAUAUUUCUGUUGGGUGUUGCUCAUUCUUUCUUGGUGUUGGUAUUGUGUGGUAUGAUUCAUUAACAUCAUCCCCUGUCCAUUGGCUAAAGAGGUUACUGAAUUGGCUUACUCUGCUGAGAAACUCACUGCUCACGUUUCUCCACCUUGUCCUCCUUCUCCCGGACAUCACAUGAUUUACUGUUAUCAGUGUUGUUGGGACUAAUUUAAAGAGGAGCUAGGUGUUAUUUGUAUUGAUAGUUAUGUAAAUGAAGAAGGUGUAACUGUUGACAGUGAGACAACCCCACUCAUACACACAAUGGUUUAGAUUUGUAUGUACUUUUAAGAUGUUAAAUAUAUUUGCUUUUAAGCUGACCAUUUAGUUUCUAUCCAAAGCAUGCCGUUGUGGAAGCACCUAAUGAAAUAUGAAACCAAAUCUUUAAAAUAACCAGAUGAAAUUCCCUGCACCAUUCUUACUUUCAGUUGUGUUUUGGAGUGAGUGGGUCUCGUGUAUAUUUCUGUUUUUAGUUAUCCUUUAGAAAUGCUUUGGGUCCUUAUGUUCAUAUGAAAGUUACACUUGUUGUGUUCGUUCAGACUCUCUCUUUCUCUCUCUCGAUCAGUCACACGCACACUGUCACACCUCUGUGUUUUGCCAAAUUAUGUCCUGCACUGUAAUGGUAUGUGCCUGCCAACGUUAGCAUGCAUUUGUAUAGAGACAGAUAUGCACAGUACAGUACAAUACAUCUAUAGGCCUAUGGGUAGGGCCUUUCAACUGGCACUUUGUGGACUCUGUGGGCAGAUAGUCUGGUAGCUUGACCUGUUUUAUGGGUGUUCCUUUAAAGUCCACUUCUCUUUUCUACUGUAUGAGUACUGUACUACCUUUCUCAAUGCUGUGACUGUUUGUGUGUCUGUGGGGGAGAUGUACUGUGCCUGCGUUGCCAAUAUGGCAAGGAGGGUUUGACCUUUGACCUCAGCUGUGUACUCUUCCUGUAACCUGUUUUUACUGUGUUGCACAACUCUUAUUGUAAUAGCUGCUGAAGUGCCUGCGUUCUUUCUAUAGAGGAAAAAAAACAAGAAGCUAUUUUGACCCUUUUAAUUGUGUACCUGAUGUUCUGAAAUCGUGUGCAUUAUUUAUUAAGUGGAGUUUGAAAAUAAAUCAAUGGAUUCAA
Messenger RNA from Coregonus clupeaformis (lake whitefish), 2994 nucleotides. Its product is annotated as pleckstrin homology domain-containing family A member 1. Gene Ontology annotation, cellular component: membrane; cytoplasm. Gene Ontology annotation, molecular function: PDZ domain binding. The record is from RefSeq and is a predicted model, not a curated record. The transcript has 12 exons. NCBI's taxonomy places the organism in Eukaryota, Metazoa, Chordata, Actinopteri, Salmoniformes, Salmonidae. The coding region runs from base 167 to 1450 and encodes 427 amino acids.